CACAUGGAACCAGGGAAUGAGACACAAAUUUCAGAAUUUCUUCUUCUGGGAUUAUCAAAGAAAAUAGAAUUUCAGCCCCUCAUAUUUGGACUUUUCCUCUCCAUGUACCUGAUCACUGUGAUUGGAAACCUGCUCAUCAUCCUGGCCGUCAGCUCAGACCCCCACCUCCACACCCCCAUGUACUUCUUCCUUUCCAACCUCUCCUUUGUAGACGUCUGCUUCACUUCCACCACCAUCCCAAAGAUGCUGAAGAAUAUACAGACAGAGAACAAAACAAUAACCUAUGAAGGCUGCAUCACCCAGAUACACUUUUUCCUGCUCUUUGCCACAAUGGAAAUCUUCCUCCUGACCGUGAUGGCCUAUGACCGCUUCGUGGCCAUCUGUUAUCCUCUGCACUACACAAUCAUCAUGAAUCCCCGGGUCUGUGGACUCCUGGCUCUGAUGUCCUGGAUGAUGAGUGUCCUGAAUUCCUUGUUACAAAGCUUAAUGGUGCUGUGGCUGUCCUUCUGUACAGAUUUGGAAAUCCCCCACUUUUUCUGUGAGAUUACUCAGGUGGUCCAACUUGCCUGUUCUGACACCUUUCUUAAUGACAUUGUGCUGUAUUUUGCAAGUAUGCUGCUAGGCAGUGUUUCCCUCACUGGUAUCCUCUAUUCUUACUCUAAGAUAGCAUCCUCCAUACGAAGAAUCUCAUCUGCUCAGGGGAAGUAUAAAGCAUUUUCUUCCUGUGCAUCUCACCUCUCAGUUGUCUCCUUAUUUUACUGUACAGCCUUAGGAGUGUAUCUUAGCUCUGGUACUACCCACAGCUCACAGUCAAGUGCAACAGCCUCAGUGAUGUACACUGUGGUCACACCCAUGCUGAACCCCUUCAUCUACAGUCUGAGGAACAAAGACAUAAGGAGGGCUCUGAGAAGAAUCAUUGGGAUGGCAGUUCUAUAUGGGCCAAUUGUCCUGGGGCUGAAGAAGUACCCAUGA
This is a messenger RNA of Bubalus bubalis (water buffalo), 972 nucleotides long. RefSeq names its product olfactory receptor 7A17-like. NCBI's taxonomy places the organism in Eukaryota, Metazoa, Chordata, Mammalia, Artiodactyla, Bovidae. The record is from RefSeq and is a predicted model, not a curated record. Gene Ontology annotation, biological process: G protein-coupled receptor signaling pathway. Gene Ontology annotation, molecular function: G protein-coupled receptor activity; olfactory receptor activity. The coding region runs from base 4 to 972 and encodes 322 amino acids. The transcript has a single exon. Gene Ontology annotation, cellular component: membrane.